Melitaea cinxia (Glanville fritillary) is the source of this 1648-nucleotide messenger RNA. RefSeq lists its product as uncharacterized. Gene Ontology annotation, cellular component: membrane. The record is from RefSeq and is a predicted model, not a curated record. Gene Ontology annotation, molecular function: ATPase activator activity. NCBI's taxonomy places the organism in Eukaryota, Metazoa, Arthropoda, Insecta, Lepidoptera, Nymphalidae. The transcript is spliced from 7 exons. The coding region runs from base 165 to 1298 and encodes 377 amino acids. Gene Ontology annotation, biological process: membrane organization.
AGUUUUUGGCAAUUGUCAAACUGUCAUUGUCAAUUGUUGUUUCUCUCCAAGCUCUCAAUUUGUAUUGAGGAAUAAUCAUUCAUGGGGGGGUUAAUAUAAAACCAUCAGCAAGAAAAAGCAUUCACAGUCAUUGUAAUACUUGUAACGCUAAGUUUUGUUUAAAUAUGGGAAAAUAUGGACUCAAAAACUGGAAGCAUGAGAAUAUAUCAAAAACCUCUUUACAUGAGCCAGGAGUCGAUGUGACAGAUAAUGUUAUGAGCAAGAUGGCCCGACAAGCAAGUCCUAUCCCAACGAGACGAAACAACGACACCAAACAUAGGAGAAAUUCUUUCGAUUUGCCUACUGAUGAGUGUACUGAUGAAGAAUCCGACAAUGAAAAUAUUUUAUCCAAAUCUUCCCCUGCAACAUUUUCAUGUUACAGUGAAGAAUUAUACAACAGUGCAUUGCAAAAUGAACUUUCAAGGAGCAGAAAUUCGUCUAGUCAUUCUUUGAAUAAUAUAUCACCACAUAGACACAACAAUAUCAAUACCGAAAAUCAUCUCAACAGCUCUUUUACAUUAUUACAAGAAAAUAAAAAUAAAAAGGAUAAAUUAGGAUCAUCAAAUCAUUUCCUAAUAGUAAUAGUUAUAUUGCUGUUGUCUAUUGUGUUACUCUAUAUAAAAUUUGACAGUGAUCCUGUCACAGUAAAGUAUGAGUAUGAUAGGUUUCAAUUUGAUAAUGAUGUUAAAGAUUUGAAAGAAAAGUACAAAAUAGAAGACAAUUCUAUACUACAAGUAAAGACUGGUGUUGCUACAAUAUUCAAAAAUCAAGACACAGCUUCAUUUAUAUUUGCAUAUAACAGCAAUAGUAAUAAUUUCAAUGGGUUAAAAUUUAAUAACUUUAUUGAUGACAUUGCUGCCACAACAUCUAGAUAUUUACGCAAUGAAAGUAAUAAAGUCCAUGUGACUAUAGACUCAUCAAACCUAAUAAUUCAAACUGCAAAAGAGUUUAUGAACCAGUACCAGAAUGAAGUUUAUGAAUCUGGUGUGAUGCUCGUCAAAGACAUUGAAAGUGUUCCAUCUCAGCUUGCGAUGGCCUUUCACUACUACUGUGAUGAGUACAACCCUUUGGUGAAAAGAAGUGCUAUUUUCUUUACAUUGAACUGGGCAAAGUGUUCUAAUAGUUCUGAUAAAAAAGCAACUCAUGAAAAUAUUGAAAAAUGCCUUGCGAGCAGAUGGAAAACUGUAGAUGAAGAAAAAAUCGGCCCACUGUUGACCAGAGUGGUUAAUAUUGUUGUGGAUGUUACUCAGUCUUUUUAAUUUAAUAAAAUUCGUGUGAUAUAUUUGUAUGAUACUUUUUUACAUAAAACAAUUUAAAAGUAAUUACCUAAGUUUGUUUAGCAAUCUCAAUUAUGUUAUUUUGCAUUUGAAAAUGAAGAAUUAGUACUCAAUACAAUAAAGGGGGAAUAGAGUAAUGUAAAUUUGUUUGUAAGCAGCAUUUUUAUGCUAUUAAUAAAAGCUUAUUUGCUUGUUAUUAAAUUCAUAACAAAUACUUAUAAUAUUUAAAUAAUCAUCACUAUCAUGGCAAUUAUGUUUAAGUUUCUACUUGUGAUAAUUUUUAAUGUAAUUGUAUGCAUGUUGUUGGAUAAUAUAUUUUUAGUUGAAAUUCG